This is a messenger RNA of Trichomonas vaginalis G3, 4323 nucleotides long. RefSeq names its product surface antigen family. NCBI's taxonomy places the organism in Eukaryota, Parabasalia, Trichomonadida, Trichomonadidae. The record is from RefSeq and is a predicted model, not a curated record. The coding region runs from base 1 to 4323 and encodes 1440 amino acids. The transcript has a single exon.
AUGCUUUCUUUCUUUUUAUAUCGAGCCAUCUGCUACACCGAUUUCGAUGAUUUCGAUGCAGAUGAAAGCGCCGACUUUUCCUUUUAUGUUAACAAGAAAGGCAGCGCUAUUCUUGGUGUUCCAAGAUCUGUUGGAGAACCAUGCAUCAAUCCAAGGUUCACAGGCGCUCUAAUUAUCCCGCCAAACGUUAGCAUGAACAAUAAGUACUAUCCUAUUGGCAGCAUUGCUAAGUAUGCCUUUUAUCAAACAAGAAUUCAAUCAAUUUCGCUUCCAGAAUCAGUCACAAAGAUUGGAGAACACGCAUUUUCCGGAUGCCAUUACUUAGAAAUUAUCGAUCUUUCUAAAACAAAGAUCGAAUCUAUUAAAGAAAACGCAUUUUCAAAUACUACUAUUCAAAGAAUUCUACUUCCAUCAACACUUACGGAAAUAGGCCAGUAUGCAUUUCUUGGAUCUCCAUUAGUAGAGGUAAAAUUACCAGAUAAACUUGCAAAAUUAGGAGCAUUUGCCUUCUCAAAUUGCACAAAGUUAACUACCAUUGAUAUGUCAUCUGCAGCUCUUGUAGAAAUCCAACUUGGCUUAUUUAAGGGUUGUGUUUCCCUUUCUACAGUAAAAUUACCUCAAUCUUUGAAGACAAUUCACAAUGAAGCAUUCUACCAAACAGCAAUUGAAAAAAUAGCCAUACCAAAUUCAGUUACAUCAAUGGGCAAGUAUACAUUUGCAUAUUGCACUCUCAUCUCCGAAUUUCAAUUUCCAUCGAAAAUUGCUACCCUCGGAAAAGGCUGUUUCUUAGGCUGUUCAUCUCUUAAGAAGGUAGAGAUGGCUGAUUUAGCAAUUGCGGCCUUCCCCAACGAUCUCUUCAGGGAUUGCACAAAUUUGCUUACAAUUAAAUAUCCAAAGUCCUUAAAUUCCUUUGGAGACUUCGCCGUAUCAGGUACCCAUAUUAAAGGGCUCACUUUGUCCUCAGACAUGAACCAAAUUGGCAAAGGCGCAUUCAGUUGGAACGUUUUCCUCCAAAAAGUUGAUAUUUCGAGUAUCAACUCCGACGUAUUACCCGAAGAACUGUUCAGAAUGUGCGCGCACCUUGAAACUGUUACACUUCCAUCGAAGAUCAAGCGCAUUCCAACACGUUGCUUCUCCCAAUGCAUAUCCCUUAAAUCCCUUGAUCUCUCCAAGUCAUCCAUUACAACUAUUGGCGACAACGCCUUCUACAUGUGCUCAUUAUUAUCCGAAAUCACUUUCCCAGACAGCAUUGUGACAAUAGAAGACGGCGCGUUCACUUCCUGUGCAUUCACAGAGUUCACAGCUCCAGCAUCUCUUAACAACAUCGGUCGCCAGGCUUUCUUUUCAUGCAGGAAGCUGAAAACCGCCGAUUUGGCCCUUUCAACCAUUGGCGAACUUUCCGAUUUCUCUUUCGCCAUUUGCACAUCAUUGUCAAGGAUUUUGUUCCCAGCGAACUUGACAGUUAUUGGUGUUUGCGCGUUAGCAGAUACAGCGAUGACUUCUUUACCUGUUUUCAAUCAGAUUUCCGUAAUCGGAUCUCGUGCAUUUGAAAACUGCAAAUACCUCAAAAAUGUUGAUUUAAGUAACACCGCUGUUACAAUUUUGAACGGAACAUUUAGAGGCUGUACAAAUCUCGCUGUUGUCAAGUUACCUAAUAAUAUCCAGAGAAUGGAAGAUUCACCUUUCUACCAGACCGCAAUCAAUCCAAUUCCUGUUCCUUCUUCAUUGACAAUUUUAGGAAAUUCUGCCUUUGCCAAUACAACAUUCAAUGGCCAGAAUAUACCUUCUUCUUUAACUCAUAUCGGCAGCUAUUGUUUCGCAUGGUGCAACCAGUUAUCAAACAUUGAUUUGUCGAAGACAUCUGUCAAAUACAUUGGCGACAACGCGUUCUACAACUCGUCAAUCAAGUCAAUACAGUGGCCGACAACUUUGAAUGAACUUGGAAAACACGUUUUCCUUUUGACAAAUUACAAGGAAUUGAAGUUACCAAGUUCUAUUACUGGUAUUUCCAUAUCAUGUUUCGAGAAUUCUGCAAUGAAGAGUGUUGAUUUAUCUGAAACAGCAAUCAUUGAUCUUCCUAACAGAACAUUCGCACAUUCAAAAGAUCUCAGUGAAGUCAAAUUACCAAAUACACUGAGAUCAAUAGGAGAUCACUGUUUCUUCGGAUCAGGAAUCAAUAGAAUUGAAUUACCAAAUUCAUUGAUGACAUUAGGUCAAGCUGCUUUUGGUUGCACACAUCAAUUGAACGCAAUCGAAUUGCAGAGCACUUUGGUAAAGAAUAUAACACAAGCGUGCUUCUUUAACUCAUCAAUUACAAGAGUUAAUUUGCCAUUAAACUGCACAAUCUUUGAAUGGGCUUUCGCUUUGAGUGAUUUGACUGGUUUGACAGGCAGUAUUUACCAUAUGGGAAGAUACGCGUUCUUCUAUUGCCACAAACUAGCAAGAAUCUCUCUCGGACAAGAUUGCAGCUUCUACGAUGUAACUGACCAUUGUUUCUCUCAUUGUUUCAAAUUGACUGAAGUCAAAUUACCUCAAAAUUUGACGGUUAUUCACAAUUUGGCCUUUUGCAACUGCACGUCAUUGAAGCAAGUCAACUUGGCUGAGACACAAGUCAGACAGCUUCUUUACGGUGCAUUUGCAAACUGCACAAAAUUAACUGGUUACAACAUCCCUGCAACAUGCACACAAAUUGGUGAUGAAUGUUUCUUGAACACUUCCAUUUUCUCUGUAGAAUUGAACAGAGAAGUCACAACAAUCGGAAUUGGCGCAUUCAGAGCUUGCCACCACUUGAAGAACGCUGAUAUGAGUAAGACAUCAAUCACAAAGAUUUCUAACAAGUGUUUCAGUGGAUGUUUCGCUUUGAAUGAUAUCCAGUUACCAGAAAAACUCGAAUUCAUUGGUAACUACGCUUUCCAACAUUGUGGUAUUUCAUAUUUCACAAUGCCAGAGACAGUUACAUUGUUAGGAAGAAUGGCUUUCUCAGGUUGCUAUAAUUUGUUGUCUGUUGAUUUGUCAAAGACAUCAAUGCAAUCAAUUGCUUGUGGAGCUUUCUCAAACUGCACAAAACUCAGCAAAGUUAUAUUGUCAAGUAAAUUGAUCAAACAGAACUCCAAAGUUCCUCUUUGGCUUUACGAAACAACAACAAUUUACGUGAACUUCUUCAACGAAACACAUCAUCCUAAUUACGAUCAGGAUGAAGUAAUCGCUGAAUAUUCAGAGCCACACGAAUUCGUCCUUGCACAAUCAGGUCCAUUCUCAAACGCCCGUUCUCUUCAAGAGUUCGAUUUGUCUGGAACUAAAUUAAUUGAUUUACUUCCAUGGUUCCUUUACAACUCAACAAUGUUGUCAGAAGUCAAACUUCCAAAUACAUUGGCAACAAUUGGUGAAGGCGUUUUCGCAAACACUGCUUUGACAAGGAUAACUAUUCCACCUUCUGUCCACACAAUUGGUCCUUCCUGCUUCAGAAACUGCGCCAAGUUAACAGGUAUCGACUUGUCCCAGCAUAAUAUGACAACUCUCGGUUCAUCAAUGUUCUUGGGAACAAGAAAACUGACAUCGGUGAACUUCCCUCCGAACACUGAAUCCCUUGGAAACUUCGCCUUCUUCAAUUCUUCGAUAGAAACCGUCAAUUUGCCUUCAAAAGUUGAGACACUUGGCCGCUCAUGUUUUGCAUAUUCCAGUGUCAAAACAAUCAACUUGAACAAGACAAAGAUUACAAAGAUUCCUGACCAUUGUUUCACUAAUGCUACAAACAUGGAUCAUGUUUAUUUGCAUCCAGAUACUACAACAAUUGGCAGAUCCAGUUUCAUGAAUUCCGGAUUAGAAACAUUGACAUUACCACCUAAAGUUCAGACAAUUGAGUCAUUGGCUUUCGCAGGAUGCCGCAAACUUAAGGAAGCAACAUUGACUCAUUGCAGAAUCUCCAGAUUGCCAUACGGAGUUUUCUCUCAUUGCACAUCUUUGGAAACAGUUAUUUUGCCAAAUGCUUUACAAUAUGUUCAUGAACAGUGUUUCGAAGGAUGCAAGGCUCUUAAGGCUGUUUACUAUUUCGGCUGCAAUGUAAUUGCUUCUAACGCGUUAGGCAAAUUACAACAAAAGACUGACUUGGAAGUAUUAGUCCUUGAAAACUAUCCACACAGAGAAUUCCUUGGCGCAAGAGUUUCUGCUUUCUACAACUCUGAUUUGGAGGAACAGUUGGAGAGAUCUCAGUGCGCAAAGAAGGGAGUAAUCAAAGACCCAAGACCAAUGACAAUACCUGAUCCGAAGUAUCCAAGAGUUGAACAAGGAAGACUUAUGCGUAUUACUUAUAAGGAACAUGAUUAA